Molecule: messenger RNA, 2915 nt
Organism: Wyeomyia smithii (pitcher-plant mosquito)
Lineage: Eukaryota; Metazoa; Arthropoda; Insecta; Diptera; Culicidae
Gene: Start1
Product: steroidogenic acute regulatory protein-like
Exons: 12
Coding region: 635-2566 (643 amino acids)
Molecular function (GO): lipid binding
Source: RefSeq, a predicted model, not a curated record
CGUACUGUUUAGUCAUUCAAUUAGACCGAAGAAAGUGAUUGUGUUUAGAUAACGAGGAAAACGAUAGUAUUUGUAUUUUAACUAGGUUACUAGGCAUUAGGAAAUUAUUUUCAUCAGAAAAUGAGUGGUAAAUUCGAUUAUUCCUUCUGUUGGUUUUUAACUUAUAGCUAAACUGUUGUAAAAAGCAGAGAAUAUUGUAAGGGCGGUGUUGAUAAAUAAUAACAAUCAGUGACCGUCAUAAGCAGGAAGUCGUAUUUUCAGCGAAACAAAGCAGAUUCUUAUUCAACAGGCUUGUGGAAAAUCAAGAUGAAAACAAUUUGUCUACAGGUUGUGAAGUGCCUGCUAUACCUUUUACUGCUGCUGGUUUUUAUUCUGUUCAGCUUUGCUUCCCGUGUGCUGUUCGUGUGAGCUUUUGCUCCCGAUACAUUUUUUUAGCUUCACCUCUCAGUCGAUUACAUAGCAGAAAAAAUGCCUUCCUCCUGAUCUUGAGACCUAAACAAACGACAAAACAAGGGGACAGUAUCAAUUCCCAGUGAAAAAUGUUUGAACCAUCGAACUGUGGAUAAAUCUUUUGCCAUAAAUUAUCGCUGCGCAGCACAAGCGUAAGAAGCGCUCGCGCUUCUUAACUUUUCUAAUGGCUGACGAUGACAUCAGAUCUGCCGUUCACUCGAUGUAUGCAAGCCACUACCAACAGUAUCAACCGUAUCAGUCACAAUUCGCCACAGCGCAGCCCGGUGUAUCGACAAUGGCGGGACGCACAGGGUUGCCGCGAUCUCAAUCUCACAUGGUUAACCUGUUGAGCGAGGACUUCAUUGCUGGCUACAUGGACGAGGGUCGUAUGUCCGUGGUUCGUCGUUUCUUCUGUCUCUUUGUCACAUUUGAUGUAGUUUUUAUUUCGUUACUGUGGAUUAUUUGUGUUAUGAUUACCGGCGACAAUAUUGCUCAUGCGUUGCAAAUACAAGUGAUUCAUUAUACUAUCUAUACCUCUCUGUUUGAUGUUGUCAUAACCGCGUUGUUACGGUUUCUAAUUUUGAUUCUUUUCUAUGGAUGUUUCCACCUAAACCAUUGGAUUGUGAUUUCUUUUUCCACUACCGGUUCCUGUGGUUUUUUAAUCUACAAAGUAUUCAUGUACAAUUGGACAGCAACUCCUCAACCUGUCUUCGAAGUUUUGCUAAUCGUGGUGUCUUUCGUACUGGCAUGGGGCGAAGCUUGGUUUCUAGACUGCAGAGUUAUCCCACAGGAGCGAUAUGCCAGAAACUAUUACGUUGCUGUUACCAACCCUACCACUACGGAUGUGCACACUCCACUUCUGGCUCCAUUCUUGAAUUCAGCAAUGUCCGGCAGAACCGAAAGUGUUGGAAACUUUUAUUCACCAUAUGAUUCUAUUCAUAACAGCGACGACGAAGAAGACGAACAGGAUGAAGAAUUUAAAAAAAUGGGCAGCGAAUGCGUUCGAAAGGCGUACGCUCUAUUAGAAUCGACCGAUUGGAAGCUAGAGAAGUUGACUUCCAAGGGGGACACAAUCCAAAGCUGUACUCAGGAUAAACUUGGGAAAAUAUAUAGAUUAACAGGAAAAAUUCACUAUCCUGCAAGAAAACUGCUACAGGAACUGUAUUAUAAAAUCGAAGACGUGCCCAACUGGAAUCCAACGCUGCUAGAGUCGAAAAUUAUUCGGAAAAUCGACAGCCACACGGACAUCUCGUAUCAGGCGACGGUCGGUGGUGGGGGUGGCGUCGUUAAGUGUCGUGACUUUGUGAAUCUUCGUUGUUGGCAUCUGUGCCGUGAUGGUCGUGUGAUAGAAGGUAUUGAUCUGUUUCCGGCCGACCCAAAAGUUAAAGUCCCGCUGACACCCGUUACCGAGGAGGCCGACGAUGACGAUGAGGAAGACAACGAUAGCGAAGGGCUGAAUGGUGCCAGCGAUAGCGAUGAGCAGAGCAGUGCGCCAGCUCAGCAAUCGUUUACCAAAUCUUGUAGUGAAUUUAAGUUAGGCAGCAGUAGUAGUGACCAAAAGACUAAAGCGGCAUUUUCGACGCUCAGCAAAAGUCUUGGUGCGCAGGACUUUCAGUACACUGGAAGCGGAAGCGGUAAUUCCGAUCCGGAAGACGUGUUUUCCGAUGCGUUGACUGAGCACCAGGAUAGACUCAAAGAGGCGGUAGGCCAUGCUAGAAUAGGUAAGGAUAGAAAACAGAAAUCCGGUGCAUGUGAACCCCAAAAAGGCGGAAAUGUAUUUGUUAGUGCUGCGAUCAGUAUCGAGUAUCCGAGUGUUCCCGCUACAACCAAGUAUAUUAGAGGGGAAAAUAAAGUUUCUUGCUGGGCUAUGCGGGAAAUCGAUAAUCAAAAAGGAUACUGUAUUUUUGAAUGGUUACUCUGUUUGGAUCUGAAAGGAUUUAUUCCACGUUACGUUCUAGACACUGCCUACACAACUCUAAUGCAAGACUACAUGAUACAUCUCCGCAACUAUGUGGCAGUACUUCGAAGUCAAGAGAAAGUGCCUGCAGCAAACGCGUCCACAUACUCCCGGAUAGGUGCGAAAGAUUCCGCUGCUGCUAAGCCCGGAACUUCUUAAUUUAUUUAGUCAAUUUAAGGGCAGUAGUGAUUUAGAUGAGAACUGUAGUCUGUAAAUGCAUUUUCCUUUCGAAUUGUAUGAUAAGUUUUAAAGUCAUCCAUAGUUCCAAUAUACCGUACGGCGAUAGAACAAGAAUUUGAUUUUACAAACCACUUAUCUGGCCAUUAGUCUACUGCUCUUCAGAACCAAGCUUUAUAACUAGGUUAGCGAAUUAUGUUAUCCGCCAGAUUUGCUUUCUUCCUUGCAAUAAUGUCUAGCAACUCGUAUGACAACAUUCGCAAUCAGACUAUUUUGUGUCGUAUUUUAUAUAUUGUGAUAUAAAUAAAUUUCACUAUUGAAUGAAGAAUAA